Molecule: messenger RNA, 444 nt
Organism: Echinostoma caproni
Lineage: Eukaryota; Metazoa; Platyhelminthes; Trematoda; Plagiorchiida; Echinostomatidae
Source: the annotation of a GenBank genome assembly
AUGCAAAGUCAGUCGGUCCUAUUUUUGACAUUGGGCGGCCGAGAGCUGUGUUCCCUGGUGAAGAAUCUAGCGUUCUUGAAUGUUCCUGCUGAAUUGCCGUUCGAGAAGUUAAAAUCCCUAUUGCUGGACCACAUUCUCCCAGUGAGUUUUCAGGCCACUGAACGUUGCAGAUUCAACUCAAUGAUCAGAGCUGCCAAUAUGCCAUGCCGUGAGUUCAUUCUUCAGUUGAACAAACAGGCGUCAAAAUGCAACUAUGGUGACCGAUUGGAAGAACAACUUUGUGACCGUCUCAUUGCUGGAAUCAACAACAUCUCAUUACAACGUAAGAUGUUGGAAAAGAAAGAUAUCAUGUUUGCUGAGGCUCGAAAAAUCUGUGAGCAAAGUGACGAUUUGUGUGCUGCUGUAGUGGAAAAGAUACUACAUAUACGAAUAAUAAUGAAAUAA